CUCCAAUGAAAUAGCAGCAACCUGCGAUUUUGCGAUUUUCUAACAUUCUCUUAAACCGCGUCGUAGCGAAAAGCGAACAGCUAACAGCUUCUCGUCCUUCGCCAUUUCACAUGCAUUCGAUGCACAGUUACCUGCGCAUUGCCUGCUGAUAGCUGCAGCAAUGGCAGAACCACUAUCAGAUCAUGUUUAUUUACCUCCUUUGGAGCCCUGCUUGAAGGGCGAAACUGUCGUCUUAUCGUGGAAGCUACUAGUUUCGGCACUGACAGAUCCGUCUGGUCAUCGGCAGAACAGUUCUGCUGUCGUCGACUAUCUCACCGACCCUCUAGUCCAAUCCUUCUUCACUCAACCAGGCUCGGCCUUCGAACCACCAAGCGAUAAGAGUUCUCACAAUGCAGCGUUUGUUAAAAAAACUGCUGCCAUCCAAGUCACACCCGCCCCUAAUGACAAGUACGACAUCAAUACCAUCAAAGAAGACGCCCUUUGGCUGAGCAAGAACGCUCGUAUUAACGAGAUUGCUGCUCUUCGAGUCGUUGUCAUUGAGUUCCAGUCGCGUCCUCGCAAUCAGCUUCUAGGACCUAUCUCAAACCAAGAUGUCGCGAGCCUCCGCGAAGCCGCUGGCGCUUCGAAUGCGCAAACCACCAAUAUCCUUCCUGGUUUUAAUAUCGUGAGCACGCUCGACGCGGCCGACAUACAGGCAAACUUCGAGAAGUCUGAGAGUAGGAAGCAGCGUAUAUUCCAAACCUAUCUUGAGGAAUCUCGCUAUUAUGCCGCUACAAAUGACUGCAUCUUUACAUUGUUGUUACAGGAAAGCAUGCCCUCUUCACCACCUUCCGAGGCCUCAGAAACAAUCCGAAAGUCUUAUCUCAAAGCAUAUGGCAUGUCCCCUAAGCAGCCUCAGAAAUCUCCCAAUGAUACUCCCACUAAGACCUUCCACGCCCUUGUAAAUCAAUAUCUGGGUCUACUCCCGGAUUCUAUUUCACGCUCUCAGGCUCCCCUCCACACGGUGGUGGAUGACAAGAUCUUAUUGACGGAUGAGCUCAACGAGCAGUGGAUUCAGACGUGGCUCACUGAAGCUCUUCACCGUAUGGUUAUCAUCUUCCAGCUCUUGGAUCUAUCAAGUGAUGUCUUCGUGUCCGCCCAACUCGCUCAGAAUUGGUUUUCGCUAGUCAAUACACUAAGCUUUUUAGAACAGCUCCAGAAUUUCCCAAGAAGCAUAUCAGACUUGGCAGCUCCCCUACAGUGCCUCGUCUGCGUCAUUUCUCUCUCUAUUCUUAAUCUUCCACGGAUGAUGAGUUUCUUCGAGGGGGAUGUAGAAUUGAAUACGGACGACGAAUACCUUGCUACUUCGAGUGUUCUUGAACAUAUCCACGAUGUGCUAGAAGGUCUGGUCGACCAAGGCUCAUUAUAUGUGGCCCCGGUUUUAUUUGCUUGGGUGCCGGUAGUACAUGCGAUGUUCUCCUCAUACCAGGAACGUGCAGAGAGGCGAGAUACAAUUCAAAACGAAAAGGCCGUCGAGAAUUAUGAUUCCGCUACGCAGAUGGUCCCAACUUUGGGCCGGAGGAACUCCGCGGGGAGUAUCACUACAAUUGACAAGCGGAGAUAUGACGACUUUCUCAUCAACAAGAACUUGGACCGUGAUUUCAAACGGGUCCAGGUACUUGCAGUUGUAGCCACGGACAGAGCGAGAGUAUACGAUGUCAUUGCUGCUAUGUCCGCUUGUCUCGGGUCCUCGGACAAUGCGAUAUUUCCGGACUCCGUCGGUUCUCGCAUGAGAUGCACGUUCUUAGACUUACUUCGAGUUACCUAUCCUUUCGUAGGAUAUAAAUCAGAGCCGGUCUACUCCCUAGUAGCCGUGCUAUCUGGUGGCCAAGGUUAUUGGGAUCUCUCUCGAUACCGCACUACCUCGGUGGAGCAAGACGUUAUCACGCUGGCCUUGAAUGACGAGGUUAUUCUUGAAAGCUAUUUCCACCAGGCGCUGAACCGCUUUCCUUACGAAUUUAUCCCAUUCGUUACCCUAUGUCGAACUCUUUACUCUUCGCAUACUAAUGACCAUAAUCGGGAGCUCAUUUUAAAGCUCCUUCAAAAAACGCCAACGCUCACAUUUACUCUACCCGAUGACUUCAACGAUUAUCAACUUGCCUACGAGGAGGAUAAUUCCAACAGCUUUCAAUUCUUAUCGGAUUUUCCCCUUAUUGCCCCGGUAGCAGCCCGGAAACGAAUAACAGCCGAGGAAGAACAUUUUAUAAUACCGGCGGGCACCUAUGGCCGCUUCAUAGUAGACGAAGGCAGAAUUGUGCAAGUGGAAUAUGAACAUUCUGCCCUGGCUCUACUUGGAAAAAGACUGGACGCCAACCUUGCAGCAAACAAGUUUAACUUGGAACUCGGAGAGCUUACUACGGAGGAGACCGCAGAGGCGGUGUCGCUUCUUGCUGUACUGGUUCACACUGAGUGCGUGAAAAAUCAGGCGCUAAAUGAAAACUCUUCAGAAACUCCGGAAACUGCGUUGGCCAUCGUGGGCGAGGCCAGUCGGGCGUUAUCGCGAACUAAAGACAUCAUAUCGGUUGUCUGUGAUACACUAGACCUUCUCAUAGAUGCGGAGCCAGAAAAUAAUGUACUAGCUGCCGUAGCAGCUUGUCUGCAAUUCCUUCACGCUGUUCUACCGAUAUGUCCAGGAAGGGUCUGGUCGUACAUGUCGCGAUGCGCAAUCCUUAGCAACCAAAGUCAAGGUGGCCGACUCGCUAGGCUAGUUGGGAACCUUGAUUUAUCCGAUGUUCGGCUGGAGUUCCUGAUGUCUGCUGUGCGUCUUUUUUCCGAUCUCAUUGACAACGCCAUGGACAGUUCGGUACGGCGUAGAACGGGUGCAAAGACAAACUCUAGGCAAAAGCAAAUUCAGGAUAUAUGGCUAGGAGUUUCGGACAAGAUAGUGGCCCAGAUUUCCUUGUCGAUUGUACGGGCGUCGAUGGACAUUCUGGAGAGUUCCACUACAUGGAGAUUCGCGUCUGAUCUAGACCGCAUGGUCCUCGUACGUGACGUAGUACCGAUCAUGGACAAGGCCAUCUACUACACGUUUAGCAUGGAUGAUAUGAAUUCGAAGACGUUUUUAAUGUCAGCUUUGGAACCAGCCGCUAAGUACGUUUUGGACUGCUUCCUCACGCCGUCAGCUGGGAGUCUUCGUAUUCAGCCGCUCCUCGUGACCCUAGUUGCGGCAACACAACCGUACGGCUCUACUGUGUAUGCGAACAGAUCCGAGGCCUUCCGUGCCCAGACGAAAGCGGUACUUAAACUCGCGAAGAGUCUGGUGAGGGUAGCAAACUUCCUCGACCGGUCUCCGACUACAGUCGAGCACCAGCUAUUUAAAGCAACGCCGUUCGUUGCCCGUGUCUGUGCCUGUCACGAUACCUUCAGAGGACCUGCUAUCGAGCUUCUAGAAGCAUUGGUGAUCAGCUCCGGGAAAAGCACAGGGGAGCCGCCUUCUUUACUUGGAUAUCUUGGUCCCCAAACGUCCCGUUCGUUUCUCCAACUGUUGUCGAUGCUAGACAAGCCUUUUAACCAAGCCGAGGAUGUCAAUGCUAUCUGGCGGUUCUUUUCGACUAUUGUUAGAAACCGGCAACAAUGGAUGGCGAACUGUCUUCUUACAGGAAAAACCCCGCGCGAUGCUAAGAACGGUACUGACAAAGCAGCGGAACCGUCCUCAAAUUCUGUGCUCACUUCUGCUCUCGACAGGCUUAGCUCUAUAUCUGAAAUUGAAGAGUCAGAAGUUCUUUCAAUUUUAGACUUCAUCACCUCCGCCCAAAACUUUUGGCCGUGGACCAUUUUCACCUUACAAAAGAAUACCAACUUCCUAACAGAGCUCCGAAAAUUUGUACGAGACCUUAAGCCGUCUUCUGUUACUUCCAAGUCCGACGUAUUGCGAGCGUGCACCGAAGCACGGAUCGCUGCAUAUGUUGCUGAAAUUUUUGCUAUGCAACUCUUCCACCUGCGACAAAUAGGCCAAGCGGAUGCAUUCGCGAAGGAAUUGACACGCGAUCUAGACUACUACCUACGAGACGGUGUCGCUGUCUCAGGUUAUAAUAGGGGUCUGCAUGUGAAUUUUGCUCGAAAUUUCAGUAACCAGUAUCCUGGCUGUACCCUCGAUAAUUUCAAGAGGACCUUGCUUGAACCUCGGUCUUUAGGAGUUGGUUUCUACUAUGCUCUUUGUUUUGCAGACAGGUUACUUGCGUUCGACCCGGGCUGGGUUGGUCCUCGGAGUAACGGGUUCAGAAGCGAGAUGGAAAAGGCAAACGCUAAUCUGUCACUAGUCGAUGCUCAAAUCAAUUUAUAUCAUGCUUGGGAAUUCCUACUUCUUGAGCUAAGUACCUGCCUGCCAACCAAUGACACUCUAAAGAAGCAAUCUAUCCAGGUUGCCCAGCAAUGUUUAGAGGCGAAUGAAGAGACGCAGAGUCACGACCAAGUCUUUGAGCGCCUUGCCGAAUCGCGUGUAAACUUAGCACUUAUGCUUGUGCAGAGAGUUGUCGACAGCGCUCCAUCCCCUGGCGAUAUCACUCAGCUUUUGACAGCCUUGUGGGGAACAGUCAGUAGCGUUCAGGAGCCGUACGGACCGGAGAACAUUUCGAUAUACCGAACACUUCUCAAGUUAUUAUAUGUCACGUUGCGAGCUCAAGUUCGAUCACUGACAGCGAACGCGUCUUCCGAUAAGCACGGGAGUGCCGUGGCUACGGCAGCCGUCACCCAGACCGUUUUAAGCAUUGUUGAUAUUACCGUCGCCAAGGGAUUCCGAACUCUAGUGUCUUUAGUCCACGAUACGCAACCAAUCAUCACCCCGAACGACUUUGCUCUUCUUAAUGCCAUCCUACAAGCUUGUCUUUGCUUCCCAGGAAUGGAUCAGAAUCAAACGCAGAUUCUCAAUAUCCUAACCGCCCACGACGUCGUGCAGGCCGCAGUCUCGUUGUAUUCAUGGGCCGACAAGAUAGCCGACCAAGGUGAUCCUAUAUACGGGGAGCUAUCAAUACUCUUCUUAUUGGAAUUAUCCACUUUGCCGCUGGUGGCAGAACAACUAGCAUGCGAUGGCCUACUCAACCAUAUCACGACGGCCACGUUGGCCAGUUACCUCCGGCGGUCGAACGUGAAGCCCUUCGCCGACUCGGUUGGAUUACAACGGUGCUAUAGUAUAUGGGCUAAAGGGAUUGUGCCUCUACUUCUCAAUAUCUUGACGGCUUUGGGUUCUACGAUUGCCCCUGAAGUCGCAUACGUACUCAACCAAUUUCCCAAUCUCAUGCGAUCCAGCGUUGAUAGGUUUGAGCCGCCCAGCGAUAGUCGAAGGCGAGACCGCGGGGAUCGCGACUAUAUCACACUUCUAUCGGUGUCUGAGAUUCACUCUUUAGCUCUGAUGACCCGCGUGCUGGGCGCCUUGCGUGCUAAUAAUGCGAGGGAUGUACCAGCAGUCGAGUGGGACUCAGCGACGCUUCAAGAGAGCGUUGAGUUCUGGAUAGAUCGUCGGAAACUCCUAAGAGAGAGGCUGGUGACAUUGGGGCCACGCGAAGCGGAGUGGAGAAGCAUGCCGCCGUCGGAGCGGAAUAAGGGUAGAGGAUUCGAGAACAAGCUUGAAGAAAAAGUUGCAGAGCAGUUGGAGCUCGUGCGAAUCGUACUAGGCGAGGGUUUGGAAUAACCACGGCAUUUGGUAGGAUAGGGGCAGAUAACUAGAAUCAACGGCGCUUGUCCUUUUGCCUAGGUACCUACCUUAGGUACCUAGUAGGUAGUUAAGAAUUCACGAUGCUUGCAACAGUGUUUCGUAUUAAUCAAUUACAAACGUUAUACACA
This is a messenger RNA of Daldinia caldariorum, 5817 nucleotides long. Its product is annotated as nucleoporin subcomplex protein binding to Pom34-domain-containing protein. The coding region runs from base 161 to 5665 and encodes 1834 amino acids. NCBI's taxonomy places the organism in Eukaryota, Fungi, Ascomycota, Sordariomycetes, Xylariales, Hypoxylaceae. Gene Ontology annotation, molecular function: structural constituent of nuclear pore. Gene Ontology annotation, biological process: RNA export from nucleus; protein import into nucleus. Gene Ontology annotation, cellular component: nuclear pore inner ring. The transcript has 4 exons. The record is from RefSeq and is a predicted model, not a curated record.